CGUGCCCGCCGCACUUCUCUAGCGCUUCCGCAGAGCGGAGUGUCGCACCGUCGUACGCCGCAUCGGGACGCACUGUGCAGCGGUGAGACAGAGCCACGAAGGUAGAGGGAACGAGACAGAGAGGAGAGAGAUACACGAGGCUGGUGCGGUCACUGACGCGCCCACCGUCCUCCACGAUGAUGGAUUUCCCCAGAAGAAAUGUGAGACGAGUCACGAUGCUGGAGGAGACAUCGUUCCCGGCCGCCGAGAAGAUCCUCACCGACAUCGAAAACGUGCUCAAGAGGAAUGUUACUAUAAGGGGUUUCGAGAUCGUACCAGCGCAAAACAACGAGAACCGGUCGCCGGUGUACCACGAGCUCAACUACCUGGCCCUGGAGUCGUGGUGCGUGGAGCCGCUGUACUGUUACGUGUACCGGCGGCUGUUGGAGUUCCGCCAGAACCGUCGUCGCUCUGCGGAGCCGAGGACAGUAGCGAGAUGGCUGCUGGGCGCCCUCCUCAUCAACCCGAACGUCAUCAUGCUGUGGAACAUGCGACGGGAGCUGGUGCGGAGCUACCGGCUGGAUCUGGGCGACGAGUUGCUGCUCACGCGGCUGGUGCUUUACCACAAGCCGAACUCCUACGAAGCGUUCGCCUAUCGGCGUUGGCUGCUACCGCAGGUUCUAGACGCUAAUCAGAUCAACCUGUCGCGCCCUUACGACCCAGCGCCCGUGGACUCGCCCCUCUGCGCCGAGAUGCAGCUCGUCGAAUCCUGUGCCGAUCGGUACGCGAGCAAUUACCACGCGUGGAGCUACCGGCGAUACCUGCUGACGUUGCGCAAGUCCCGCGGUCUCACGCACCCCAGCCUCGAGACCGAAUGGAGGAACACCCUCGCGUGGUGCCAACGACACGUGUCCGACAACAGCGGCUACUCCUACCGGCAGUUCCUGCUAAGGCGAUGCAUGCUGGAGUUGACGUCGUCGUCGAGUUCGAACGAAUUCGCCGAGAAUCAGGCCAACGACCAACCCGACCUCGAGAUUUGCGAUCGCGAAGAGCGACUGCUCACCUACUUGGACAUCGGUGCCGCGGACGGUCUUCGCAAGGUGUUCCUGGGCUGUCUGCGCGAAUCCAUGCGGCGGCGACCCGAGGACUGCAACACCUGCGAGAACAAACUCAAGCGCUACCUCCGGGCGUUGUCGUACUGGGCGGAGGAGAGCUACAUCAACGAGCGGCUCAUCUCCACGUUCGAGCACAACGAGGUGCUGUGGAGCCACCGCAGGUUCCUCGUGCAAAUACUCAUCCGCCUGACCGCGAUGUACGUGAGACACGACCGCUACGUGGAGGACGAGCUCGCGGACGCUCGACUCCGCGACGAGCCGAUUGUGUCGUUUGUGCGCAACAACGGCGCGCGCGACGAUCCGGUGAUCGCCGCUCACGUGCUGCUUCUGGAAGCCUUCCGCGUCGGCAACAACAAGAUCGCUCAAAUGGCGAAGGAGCGCGAUCCCCACGAGAAGAUGUUCGUCGACCGGUUCUUCAACUUCGUCACGGCCCUUGGCUUCGACAGCAUCACAUGAUGCAGUCGGCGCUCGAGAAAUCGAGCUUCCAGAAUACGCAGAACGGUGCAGCACGUGCGCGAUGUGUUGCCCGCGAGCGAAGGACGUGGUAACUCCUCGCGCCGUCGUCGAAGCACGUAGACGUGCAUACUGAGUAUUAUCGUGGGGAUCAUGCAGUGGCGUUCGUAUCUCUUUAAUUAAGUUGCUGUCGACGUCAUUUUUACUUUUUCAUUUUCGCAAUCUUCGCAAAAUCGCCGAAGCGACGUCGGAGAUGCAUUGGGUAUCUCGACGGAUUUGUUGAUUAUUACUUACUAAAAGUAUUGUGUUCACUUUCUUUCAGGAAUAUCCUUUUUAUGAAAUCCUCUAUUUUAAAGAAGGGAGAUUUCUUUCUUUUUAUGAAAUCGUUGAUGUAUUUUUUAAAAAUACACUUGAUGCGUCUUCAUGAUAAAAUGAUUUAUUUUGUUAUUGCUCUUAUAAGGACAUUAUAGGAUCAUUAGAAACGGUUCUUUUUAAAAAAAAGUUAGAUGCUUAUGUUUUUUCACACACGGAAAUUUGAGAGCGGAAAUAAUCGGUGUGUCUAGAGGCACGUUUGUUUCGUUAUACUCUCCCAAGAAAUAUUGUCUCUUUAGAAAGAACACAAUUCAUCGUGUCUCGGAGAUAUUGCAACUUGGUACUUAAAGAAUUAAUCUCUUCGAGACAGCUACCUUCAUGCGCAGAUAAGAGUACGAUCUUGCCAAGUCCGACACAACGUAGGCGAAACCAUGUCGUUAACGACAUUUACUUCCGUGCUGUUCGCUCGCGUAACGAUUUCGACGAGCCAUCGAGUACAUCAGUACCAGUGAUAACACGUAAAGGUAAUAUAUAAUACAAAGCGCAUAAUGAUAUGCGUGCGCGCGCGCGCGCGCGCGCGCGUGUGUGUGUGUGUGUGUGUGUGUGUGUGUGUGUGUGUGUCACACAGAGAGAAAGAGAGAGAGAAGUUUAACUCGCGAGUUCUUUCGUGAAAGGAAAGUGAAAGUUCUGUCGUAAGAAGAAUAAUUGUGUAUAGUUGUGAGAUUGAAUGAAAGAAAUGAAGAGACGUUAGUUUUUUAAAUUUAAAAUAUUUUCUGUUACACACACUUCCUGCACAGAUAUGUUCCCGUUCGAUCUCGACCUGCACACGUUCGACACAUUCGAAAUGUAGCUGAAUAGUCAUUCUCCAGUCUGAAAGUGAAUUUUAUGUCACACAGUGUAAAAAAAUAAAACUGUUACAUUCUU
Odontomachus brunneus is the source of this 2783-nucleotide messenger RNA. RefSeq names its product protein prenyltransferase alpha subunit repeat-containing protein 1 (gene temp). Gene Ontology annotation, molecular function: protein prenyltransferase activity. The transcript is spliced from 2 exons. Gene Ontology annotation, cellular component: cytoplasm. Gene Ontology annotation, biological process: protein prenylation. NCBI's taxonomy places the organism in Eukaryota, Metazoa, Arthropoda, Insecta, Hymenoptera, Formicidae. Bases 177 to 1550 code for a protein of 457 amino acids. The record is from RefSeq and is a predicted model, not a curated record.